Molecule: messenger RNA, 5288 nt
Organism: Linum trigynum
Lineage: Eukaryota; Viridiplantae; Streptophyta; Magnoliopsida; Malpighiales; Linaceae
Source: the annotation of a GenBank genome assembly
AAUGAAAGUAAAGUGAGUUAACUUGAAAAAUUUGUAUCAAGAAACCACAAAUGCAAUUGCAAAUAAUUGCACCAAUGUGAUGCUCUAAGAGUUGAAGGACUGAUCGUGCAAUUUCCUUUUUAAGCGCCCAAAUGAAAUUGAUCAAACCAACCGGAGCAGAAGAAGAACGCGACGUACGGCUCUGCAUGCCUCACCGCCUUGCUUGUGCAGUCCUGCUAUGCUGACCGGCCUACCAGCGCAGUACCACUCGUAACCACAAGAUUGGAUCAGCCAAAUCUCGAUCGUUCUUCCUCUCUGGCGACGGAGGCGGACGGCGACGGCUUGCAGCUCGUACCGAUGGCCCCUUCCGCCAUUAAUUCCUCGCCCACUGAAAGAUCCAAGCUUUUCCCCCCAACCAACCAGGCCCAUGUGCAUGAAUGCCACUGCGUGGUCGUGGUCAUUCACUCCAUCUCCACCAGUCCCACCAUUCCAAUCGUAAUUUCUUAUUAGUUAUCUGCAAUUCUUCUUCAUAUUAAAUUGGUCGCAACUGCAAUCUACCAUUCAUGUCCUUUCCAUUCUGAGUUCGUUGUGGUGGUAGGUGUUGGGAAUUUACGUUGCAGUUCAUGCUAAUGGACGAUUGAUUUUUUUAAUUGAGUAGAUGAAUUCCCCGUUGAUCUAAAGGGGAAGUUAAAAAAAACUACAAGAACUUCAAGGGGAAACAAAAGGAUGUGGUUACUGGUUGCUUGCACUACUACUUGCUACAUCUACUGCAAUACCAAUUGGCAGCGAAAGGUCUGUCCUUUUUGGUGGGUUUUUACCGCUCAAAUGAAUCAUUAACAUGCGCUUAACCUGUUUGAAUUAUUGCCUGACAGUAAGGAAAUGAUCCUCCAAUUUGGUUUUCCUGUACUUCACCGUGCUUUCGUUUUCUCCGGUGUUGUCUGCAGCCGAUUUGUACCCUUUCUAUCUUUGUAGAAAGUAGAUACAUGCCUGGUAUGUUUCGUUUGACCAAUGCCUGAAUUGCUUGUUAUAAAAUUGAUCAAGCUAGCUCUUCCGUCCACAAACUUGGGAUUCUUGGAAGAACAAGAAGAAGAGUCCUAGUUGCUCUUUGGUUCUCCUUUUGGCUCCUGAAAGAUCAUUAUAUUAUUAUCAAUGGGAUUGAGGUAAGUUUGUAGCUUUCAUGUCAACUUGGCCUCUCCACGUUUAUGACGUGUGUAGUGAAGAUUGAUGGGCGGGCAGGUGUGGGUGCGACUUGAGUGCUUUCACCCGCCUUUCAAAUGCCAUGAUGCCAAUGGGCUAAUAACUACCCUUUCCUUGUCUGAUGUGUUUAUGACUGAUCAGCAUCUCCUUCUGCUCUCUGCUUCUAUUACCAUCACAAUCUUUAUCUCGCAAACUGAAAGAGACUGAUGACAAUUGAUCAGUUCUUCGAGCUGGCUACCUUCAUGUAAUAGUAGUAUAUGCACUGUGAUCAUCAGUUCCUCCCUUCCAACAUCCACAUUACAGUCUCUAUAUAUUCUUGCUGACUUGCUGUUAUUAUGAUAAGACAAAGUGGGGAAUAUUAACGUGGGGAGCUUGUUCCACAUCUAAGAAAGGCUGAUACUCUACUACUAAGGAAGAAAAAGGAUGGCAGCAGCAGCAGAAGAAGAGUAUACAGUGCCACUGUUGAAGAAGCAGUACUAUGAGAAUUGUCCCGGUUGUAAGGUUGAUGAACAGAAAGAGUUGAAGAGAGGAUUGCCCAUCCGAGAGUUCCUUUCAAUUUGGACUGUUGUUCUUUGCACAGCUCUCCCGAUCUCAUCUCUCUUUCCCUAUCUCUAUUUUAUGAUUAGGGACUUCAACAUUGCAGAAAAAGAAGAAGACAUAGGUUACUAUGCUGGUUAUGUUGGAUCCUCAUUUAUGUUCGGUAGAGCUUUGACUUCUGUUUUCUGGGGAUUGGUGGCCGAUCGCUAUGGUCGAAAGCCUGUUAUACUCUUGGGGACUUCAUCAGUGGUUAUCUUUAACACUAUCUUCGGGCUCAGUGUAAACUUCUGGAUGGCUGUUAUCACAAGAUUCCUACUUGGGUGCUUGAAUGGUUUACUUGGUCCAAUAAAGGCAUAUGCAUCUGAAUUGUUCAGAGCUGAACAUCAAGCCUUGGGUUUGUCAACGAUCAGCACAGCAUGGGGUAUAGGAUUGAUUAUUGGUCCAGCUCUAGGAGGUUUCCUGGCCCAGCCAGCUGAGAAAUAUCCAACUGUAGUUUCCAAGGAUUCUUUAUUUGGGAGAUUUCCCUACUUUUUGCCUUCUCUGGCUAUAUCAGUUUUUGCUGUUGGAGUAACGAUUGCUUCUUUCUGGCUCCCGGAAACAUUGCAUAACCAUAAGAAAAACAGGGCAGCACGUGACGACUCUUAUGAUGCUUUGGAGACUGCAUCUGGCGAAGGUGGGUCUAAGGAAUAUGAUGGAAACACUGUAGCGAUUAUCGAACAGAAGAAGCAACCAGCAAACCUCCUUAGAAAUUGGCCUCUGAUGUCAUCUAUCAUGGUCUACUGCAUCUUCUCUCUUCAUGAUAUGGCUUAUACAGAGAUAUUUUCAUUGUGGGCAGUGAGCCCCAGAAAGCUCGGCGGACUUGGAUACUCGACGCAGAAUGUUGGUGAAGUUCUGGCAGUGUCAGGCUUCGGACUGCUUGUGUUCCAACUUGCUCUAUAUCCAUAUGCGGAGAGGCUUCUCGGACCAGUAAUGGUGAGCCGCAUUGCUGGGGUAUUAUCCAUUCCAUUGUUGGCAAGUUACCCUUUUUUGUCGAAGUUGUCGGGCUUCAGUCUGAUGGUCCUGUUAAACUGCGCAUCUGUAUUGAAGAAUCUCCUAUCCGUAUCAAUUAUCACCGGCUUGUUCAUGCUACAAAACAAUGCAGUGGAGCAGCACCAGAGAGGAGCGGCGAAUGGGAUAGCAAUGACAGCGAUGUCUCUGUUCAAGGCAGCUGGUCCUGCUGGUGGGGGUUCUCUGUUUUCUUGGGGUGAAACGCGUCAGGAUGCGGCCUUCCUUCCAGGUAACCAAAUGGUGUUCUUCGUGCUGAACGUGGUGGAGGCAAUUGGGGUGUUGUUCACUUUCAAGCCUUUCCUCGCCCAGCCCCGAGCUGCAGAGUGCAAUCAAGCGGAGAAAGCGACAGAGUUCGAUAGCAAAUUAACUGCAAGGGCCCGGGUUCAACCAACCAAAUCAAAUCAGAUAACGAAAUGUUUGGACGUGGAAUCAUUCAAGAGGGUUUCUCAAGAUCAACGCUCUGUAUUCAGCAACUGCAGAAAUGGCGGAAAACAAAGCCUGUAAAUCCUUGCAUAUACACGUCGUGGACUCCCACUUAGAAAAUCACAAUCACACUGGUAUCUUCUUAUCUCCAAACACUACAUGAUUGUUUUCAGCAAGUAUCACGUGGUUGGCAGCGGCGGAUGUAGAACAUUGUAGAGCACUAGGUCGCAUUUCAUUAGAAAGUUUGAUAUCGUAAAAGAAAAAUAUAAUAACCAUAGUUUUGAUUUUACAAUGUCAACGGUACACGAUGGUCUUUUAAUUAGAAAAUUUAACAAUAAUGAAGUCUUCAUCCCUACCAAUAGCAUACUCUCUUUCAAAUAUGAUAGUUAAGCAAUCAUCAAUGAGAAAUUCAUCGCUCAUUUUGUUGCGCAAAUAAGUUUCCACGUGUUUCAUCGUUGAAAAGGUUCUCUCCAUAGUAAUCGUUGAAACGGACAACGUCAACAGUUGAUGAAUCAACCGGACUAAUCAAUUUGUAUUGUGUGUCAAUCCCUAUUUCCACCAGCUUCUCUAGAAGUUUUGCAAUGAAACAAACCUCAUAUUUGAUUUAGUCUUUUGGAGUAGUUGGAAGAAGAAGACACGAAGAGUCCUAGUUGCUCUUUGGUUCUCCUUUUCGCUGCUGGCUCCUGAAAGCGUCAUUAUAUUAUUAUCAUUGUGCUUGAGGAAGUUUGUAGUGAUGAUUGAUGGGCAGGGAGCUGUGGGGCUCGACUUGACUGCUUUGACCCGCCUUCUGCUCCUUGCUUCUAUUGCCAUCACAAUCUUUAUCACGACAGCAAACUGAAAGAGACUGAUAACAAUUGACCAGUUCAUCUAGCUGGCUACCUUCAUCUAUCUAAUAGUAAUAUAUACAAUGUGAUCAUCAGUUUCCAGCAUCCACAUUACAGUCUCUCUAUAUAUUCUUGCUGACUUGCUGUUAUUAUGAUAAGACAAAGUGGGGAGCUUGUUCCACAUCUGAGAGUGGCUGAUAUUCACUACUACUAAGGAAGAAAAAGGAUGGCAGCAGCAGCAGCAGCAGCAGCAGCAGAUGAAGAAGAGUAUGCAGUUUCCACGUGUUUCAUUGUUGAAAAGGUUCUCUCCCUAGUAGUCGUUGAAACGGGCAACGCGUCAUCAACCAACUAAUCAAUUUGUAUUGUGUGUCAAUCCCUAUUUCCACCAGCUAACAAACCUCAUAUCUCAUUUAGUCUUUUGGAGUACUUGGAAGAAGAAGACAGAGGAGUCCUAGUUGCUCUUUGGUUCUCCUUUUCGCUGCUGGCUCCUGAUAGCGUCAUUUAUAUUAUUAUCAUUGGGCUUGAGGUAGGUUUGUAGUGAUGAUUGAUGGGUGGGGAGCUGUGGGUACGACUUGAAUGCUUUCACCCGCCUUCUUCUCCCUGCUUCUAUUGCCAUCACAAUCUUUAUCACGAUGACAAACUGAAAGGGACUGAUAACAACUGAUCAGUUCUUCUAGCUGGCUACCUUCAUCUAAUAGUAGUAUAUACACUGUGAAUCUGUGAUCCUCAGUUCCUCGCUUCCAACAUCCACAUUACAGUCUCUCUAUAUAUUCUUGCUGACUUGCUGUUAUUAUGAUAAGACAAAGUGGGGAGCUUUGUUCCACAUCUGAGAGAGGCUGAUAUUCUCUACUACGAAGGAAGAAAAAGGGAUGGAAGCAGCAGCAGCAGAAGAAGAGUAUACAGUGCCACUGUUGAAGCAGUACUAUGAGAAUUGUCCCGGUUGCAAGGUUGAUGAACAGAAAGAGUUGAAGAGAGGAUUGCCCAUCCGAGAGUUCCUUUCAAUUUGGUCUGUUGUUCUUUGCACAGGUUCGGUAGGCACUUGGUUUUAGUUCCUAGUCAAUGUUUUCAUUUGUUUUGUUUUGUUGGUAGCAUAAACGUCAGAGACUCUUCUUGGUUUACAGAGCUGCUCUGAACUUUUCUUGGUUCACAUGUACAUGUACUGAUAUGUUCUCUUUUCUCUGCAGCUCUCCCAAUCUCAUCUCUCUUUCCCUAUCUCUAUUUUAUGGUAAGCAUACUGAGUAUGUAUGUAACAUUGGCUUCGAAUAAAAAAUGUUAAUAUGC